CCUGGGGGCAGGAAGGACAGAGCAGCAAGAUGGCCAGUAAAACCAAGGCCAGCGAGGCCCUGAAGGUGGUGGCCCGGUGCCGCCCCCUCAGCCGGAAGGAGGAGGCUGCUGGUCACGAGCAGAUCCUGACCAUGGACGUGAAACUGGGCCAGGUGACCCUGCGGAACCCUCGCGCUGCCCCAGGGGAGCUGCCCAAGUCCUUCACCUUUGAUGCUGUGUAUGAUGCCAGCUCCAAGCAGGCGGACUUAUAUGAUGAAACCGUGAGGCCCCUGGUAGACUCGGUGCUUCAGGGUUUCAAUGGCACGGUGUUUGCCUAUGGCCAGACGGGCACCGGCAAGACCUACACCAUGCAGGGGACCUGGGUGGAGCCCGAGCUGCGCGGGGUCAUCCCCAAUGCCUUUGAGCAUAUCUUCACCCACAUCUCUCGCUCCCAGAACCAGCAGUACCUGGUCCGGGCCUCCUACCUGGAGAUCUACCAGGAGGAGAUCCGGGACCUGCUCUCCAAGGAGCCUGGCAAGAGGCUAGAACUGAAGGAGAACCCAGAGACCGGUGUCUACAUCAAGGACCUCUCCUCCUUCGUCACCAAGAAUGUCAAGGAGAUCGAGCACGUGAUGAACCUGGGGAACCAGACCCGGGCGGUGGGCAGCACACACAUGAAUGAGGUCAGCUCCCGCUCCCAUGCCAUCUUCGUCAUCACCGUGGAGUGCAGCGAGCGCGGCUCAGAUGGCCAGGACCACAUCCGUGUGGGCAAGCUCAACCUGGUGGACCUGGCUGGCAGUGAGAGGCAGAACAAGGCCGGCCCCAACUCCACCGGAGGGGCGGUCACACAGUCCACGGGUAGUGGCGGCGGUGGCGGCGGUGGUGGUGGUGGUGGUGGUGGUGGUGGUGGUGGUGGUGGAGAGAGGCCUAAGGAAGCCUCCAAAAUCAACCUCUCACUGUCUGCCCUGGGCAACGUGAUCGCUGCUCUGGCAGGCAACAGGAGCACCCACAUCCCCUACCGGGACUCCAAGCUGACCCGGCUGCUCCAAGACUCUCUGGGGGGGAAUGCCAAGACCAUCAUGGUGGCCACUCUGGGCCCGGCUUCUCACAGCUACGACGAGAGCCUCUCCACCCUGCGCUUUGCCAACAGGGCCAAGAACAUCAAGAACAAGCCCCGGGUGAAUGAGGACCCCAAGGACACGCUGCUGCGGGAGUUCCAGGAGGAGAUCGCCCGCCUGAAGGCCCAGCUGGAGAAGAAGGGGAUGCUGGGAAAGCGGCUCCGGAGGAAGAGCAGCCGCAGGAAGAAGGCCGUGUCAGCCCCCGCCGGGUACCCUGAGGGGCCGGUGAUCGAGGCCUGGGUGGCUGAAGAGGAAGAUGACAACAACAACAACCACCGCCCGCCCCAGCCCAUCCUGGAGUCAGCCUUGGAUAAGAACAUGGAGAAUUACCUGCAGGAGCAAAAAGAGCUCCUGGAGGAGGAGAAGGCAGCCAUCCAGGAUGACCGCAGCCUGGUGAGCGAGGAGAAGCAGAAGCUGCUGGAGGAAAAGGAGAAGAUGCUAGAAGACCUAAGGCGGGAGCAGCAGGCCACAGAGCUGCUCGCAGCCAAGUACAAGGCCAUGGAGAGCAAGCUGCUCAUCGGAGGCAGGAACAUCAUGGAUCACACCAAUGAGCAGCAGAAGAUGCUGGAACUGAAGAGGCAGGAGAUUGCAGAGCAGAAACGCCGUGAGCGGGAAAUGCAGCAGGAGAUGAUGCUCCGUGACGAGGAGACCAUGGAGCUCCGGGGCACCUACACAUCCCUGCAGCAGGAGGUGGAGGUCAAAACCAAGAAACUCAAGAAGCUCUACGCCAAGCUGCAGGCGGUGAAGGCAGAGAUCCAGGACCAGCAUGAUGAGUACAUCCGCGUGCGGCAGGACCUGGAGGAAGCGCAGAAUGAGCAGACCCGGGAGCUCAAGCUCAAGUACCUAAUCAUCGAGAACUUCAUCCCCCCUGAGGAGAAGAACAAGAUCAUGAACCGGCUUUUCCUGGACUGUGAGGAGGAGCAGUGGAAGUUCCAGCCGCUUGUGUCUGCCGGAGUCAGUAACAGCCAAAUGAAGAAGCGGCCAACGUCUGCAGUGGGCUACAAGAGGCCUAUCAGCCAGUAUGCUCGGGUUGCUAUGGCAAUGGGGUCCCACCCCAGGUACAGGGCUGAAAACAUCAUGUUUCUGGAGUUGGAUGUGUCCCCUCCAGCUGUCUUUGAGAUGGAAUUCUCUCAUGACCAAGAACAAGACCCCCGUGCGCUACACAUGGAGAGGCUCAUGCGCUUGGACAGCUUUCUGGAAAGACCUUCCACAUCUAAAGUUCGAAAGUCCAGGUCCUGGUGCCAGAGUCCUCAGCGGCCUCCACCCUCUACCACACAGGCCUCACUGGCCUCCGCUGCUCGGCGCCCCACAACAGUGCUAGACCAUGAGUGACAGCCUUCAGUCAGGCUGCCCAUCCAAGAGCCUCCUGGGAUGGGGAGCCAACCCUGGAUCAUCUCACCUGACGCUCAGUGUGUGUGCGUGUGUGUGCAUGUGCGCGUGCGUGUGUGCGAGGGGGUGAGAGUCUGGCAGACCAUGCGUCAGCCUGCUCCUCUUAGCCUCCUUUAUUUAAUUAAUGUUAUUUAUUUGUGGAGCUCAGUUGUUGGGGGGAGAUGCCCUCGCCUGAGCCCGCCGUGGUCACUGCAUAGCCUCCUUUCCUUCUGACUUUAGACGCCCCCCCAUGUCAGACCUCAAGCUCCUCCCUGUCAGCUGCUCCCAGAAGGGAAGGUAGCCAGUGCCUGGGAAGAGAGUACUUUUUCUUCCUGUCUCACUCCAUAAUCCAUCUCCUCCUACGCUGAUGGUGAGCAGUUCCUAAGCACUUUCUGGGACUAGAAAAAUGCUAGAUGUCUACAAAGGACCAGAGAUGUCCUGCCAGUGUUGGGCCUAUGCUCCCAGUGAAAAGAGCCCUACACUUCACUUUCUGGACCUCAGAUAACCUCUUUUGGCCUCUUGGGCUCCUUUUCAAGGACUUAACAUGACCUCACCGACACAGCCCAUGCUCUUCGGCUUUGGCAAGAACUCGUGGCUUACCAACUCUGCUUCCUGGCCACCUUCCCAACCUUUGGAUGGGAAUUGUGAACCAGACGGUUGCUGCCUCCUCAGGACCUGCAGAAAAUGAAACAGUAAUGGAGACAACAUGGACAGUCAUCAAAGGAAGUCCCUUCUCUGAGUCCCUUUGUUUCUGUCCCCUUGGAGAAGUAACUUGGGUCAACAAGUGAUCAAGCCAACUGCCCAUUUUUGAGAUGCUGCUCCUUCCUGCUUUGGUCAUUUUCCUCUGCAGCUGCCUGGAUCCCAGUUCAUAGUGGGAGGAAUCAAUGUCAUUCUCCCCCUGGCUACGCAAAGGUAUUGGAAUCUGUUGCUUCCCCCUUCAUUUAGCACAGGCAACAGAGACCCAGGCACAAUCUGGCAGCUUUGCUUAUUACUCCUGUUUCUGCAUCACAUUUGUUGAGCACUAUUUUGUUGAAAACGGAUCCUUUCUUCAGCAUUGUGAAAAUUGGUCCCUACGGAAGUACUCCCCACCUCCUUCUGUGACAUCCCAAGAUGUCUCCAGGUAUCUCAAGUAAUAAGUAAAUUUCUACCAAAAAAAAAAAAA
This is a messenger RNA of Zalophus californianus (California sea lion), 3627 nucleotides long. RefSeq names its product kinesin family member 3C (gene KIF3C). The transcript has 8 exons. Bases 30 to 2429 code for a protein of 799 amino acids. Gene Ontology annotation, cellular component: nucleus; spindle microtubule. Gene Ontology annotation, biological process: microtubule-based movement; mitotic spindle assembly. NCBI's taxonomy places the organism in Eukaryota, Metazoa, Chordata, Mammalia, Carnivora, Otariidae. Gene Ontology annotation, molecular function: microtubule binding; plus-end-directed microtubule motor activity; ATP binding. The record is from RefSeq and is a predicted model, not a curated record.